AUGUCAGCUGGGCAGAAUUUGAGCCUUCAAUGCCAGAGCACAACUGCUAAUAAGCUUCGAUGGAUGCUGCCAAUUGAAUCGAAUCUCGAUUUGGAAGGAUUUAGUGAAGAGGAUUUCCAAAAGAGAGUCACUGUCGAAAAAGAGGAUGAACGGAGUCAAUUGUUCAUUCGAUCCCUGGAGCAGAGUGAUACCGGGACAUACUCGUGUUUGGACGACAAAAACCACACUGAUUUUGUCUAUGUUUUUGUGGAAGGUUUAUAUGAUUUUCUAAAGCCCAAAAGUUAUACACUCGAUGUGACCUCAUCAAAAUUUCUUCUUCCGUGUCGAUACGCGCAAAUCGGUCAUUGGCGAGUUUGGCCCUCUUUGUUUGUGGACGGAGAGGAAUGGCUGAAAGAUCGUAAAGAGCGAGAUGCUGUGACCUUUGACUCACGAUACGGCUUUGAAAUAGAUUUGGUGAAACUGAACAGGAGUUUACCGAUGGGUAGUGGCCGGUUCCGCUGUGUGGCUUUAAAUGGCGAUGAAGUUGAGUGGUUUGUGCGGUUUGCUUCAAUGCCCGUGAACUCUGUGUCAAUGACGAUCCCACAAUUGGAGGCUAUUGCUUUGGCGUUUAACAAACGAAAAAAUGUGACUGUUCAAUGUGAUCUGCGAUUGGACAAUACUACGGGCCAAUUUGAAAAUCAAUUACAAAUGCAGUGUCCUCGAUGCAGGGAAGAAAAUGGACCAAAGAUUCAAAAAGAUGUGCAAAUUCAUGGGAAUUCGACGCUCUUCUCAUUAAGUGUGAUAUUUGAGGAGGUUAAAUCCGACGAUUAUGGUCUAUACACAUGUUCUUGGCCUCAAAAAGUGGUCAACCAAUGGGAUGCAAAGACUCAACAAACGUCUCCAUUCCGAAUCCUUUCCCCAUUAUACAGAAUGCACUUUGCCCCACACGCCGAAGUGUUGACUGUUUUUGAAGGAGAGCCCAUCAGAAUAAAAGCAACGAUUCUCCCGAUAGCGGUCGACUUCGUAAACUACACCUGUACAUGGUCGUACACAAGAUAUGUCGAUGUUGGAAGACAAAAAGUUUCCUCUUCGUACGAAACGGCAAUGGUGGAAUGUGGCAAUAGACCAUAUCUGAAGGUUGAUGAAAAUGGCAGAGUGGAAAGUUACACCGAAGAGCUCUUCAUACCGAGUCACAAACUAGCUCCUGGUGGAACCUAUGAAAUCUCAUUUCUUGUGAGCGAAGAGCGCUAUCAAUGGAUCGCCUGGAAAGUCAAAGUCGACACUCCAGUGAAAGAUUUUACUUUCAACGUGCAAUCCUCCGCUCAUUUCGUUCAAUUCGAUAAAGUGUAUCACGUGAUUGGCGCAAAGAUUCGGCUUGGCUGUCAUUCGAGGGGUCACAUUGACAAGAACGAAAAACUUCACUUAUUUUAUCAACGAUCGAAUAAAAUCGUCCCAGCAACAAGUGUGACCGGAGCGGAUGAUGUUUUUUGGAACACGGCCGUUCACGAGGAUCUCAUUGUUGUUUGCAAAAUUGAUAUCUUCCAUCAAGGUUCAUUUCAUCUCCGAGUCGCCGGUCAACGUCCAGCAGUUUGGAUGAAAAGGGAUCCAGAAAUUAGCGGCGAGGAUCCAAACAGAGUUUAUCGGGGCGAUGAUAUCACACUAUUUUGCCGAGUUCACAUGUUGGCUGACAUCUCAAUGUUUUGGAUUUACAACAAGACAGUGCUAGAUGAAGGCAGCAUUGUGCAAAGCAUUGACGGGGAUUCAGUGCUCUUAAAAAUGACAAUCAAAAAUAUUUCGACAAAUAACUCUGACUGCAAAAUGACUGGAGAUCCGACUCCUUUAAUUUCAUGGUCCAAGAAUGGGAUUGCAAUGAGGGAUAGUGAAAGUCUUCUUGUAAAUGCUUCAAUUGUUCUUCCUAAAGUCGACACCGAUGAUAGUGGAGUCUAUGAAUGUGUUGGGAAGAAUCGAGUGGGAGAAGUGCGACGGAGCAUCUCUCUUGAGGUCAAAGACGAUAAAAGAAGACGUCUAAUGCUGGCAUUCGUUGCUCUCUCCAUUAUCUUUCUCAUCUUGCUCGCAUGUGUGCUCAAUUUUGUUAUUUUGUGGAGAAGACAGAAAGCUCGAGCUCGAAAUCAAGAAAAUGCUUUCCGAGUGCUGUACGAUGAUUUAAUAAACGGAGGAACCAUUCCAGCUCAAGAUCGAAACAAGCAGAUUCCCCUCGAUCAACAAAUCAAUCAAAUCGUUUACGAUCGUUCGAAAUUUGAAAUUUCAUGCGAUGAUCUUCAAAUUUCUGCUCGAAAAACGUUGGGAAGUGGACAGUUCGGGAAAGUUUCAAUGGGAUUUUUGAAGAAACCGAAUCAAAUCAAUAAUUUCACUUCCGAAACUUUAAAGGUCGCUGUUAAGGAACCAUUUCACGCAGCCUCAAUCCGACAACACAUCAUCAACAUUCAAAUGCUGGCCGACGAGCUGAAGUUGAUGUCCUUAAUUCCACCGCAUCCGAAUGUGCUCACUCUGAUUGGAGCUGUCACCGAUCAUCUGACUAGUGGUCGUCUCUGUGUUGUCACGGAGCUAUGCGCCCAUGGGAGUCUCGAGAAAUUUCUGAAAAACCUCACACGCAACACAUUUUGUAAUGAAUUGAGAAAGGCUCAAAACAGUGAAUACGUGGAACCGGAUCGCAAAAAUAGAGGAAACACAGUUGAAUUCUCAAUAAUUAGGAAAAUGUCUGUGAAUGUAGUUACUGACGGCUAUAUUCCGUGGACUCAAGUUGAAAGUCAAGAAGAAAAGCAUGAUGGAGACGAGAAGACACCAAUUCUUCAGACAUUUCUAUGCUCGACAUCCGAUCUUUUAUCGUUUGCGAUGCAAAUCGCUAGCGGAAUGGAGUUUUUGAGUGAAAUCCCGUGCAUUCAUCGAGAUCUGGCCGCGAGAAAUAUUUUAAUCACAGAGAAAAACAUUUGUCGAAUCGCUGAUUUUGGAUUGGCAAGAAGUGCUAACAAAUCUUAUUAUCGAAAAGACUUCGAGAAGCAUAAAAAUGAUCUUUUACCUUUGCAGUGGAUGAGUCCGGAAUCGAUUGAAAGCGGAUAUUACACACAAGCGUCUGAUGUUUGGUCGUACGGAAUCCUUUUGUACGAACUAUUCACCCUUGGCGAUCGUCCAUAUCCGGGAAUUCCGCUCGAGGAAAUUUAUAUGCGAGUUCGAAAUGGAGAACGAAAUAAAAAGCCCGAGUUUGUACAUGAUGAUCUGUACAACUUUAUGCUGAAAUGCUGGGAUUCAAAGACAAAAGAGAGACCGUUGUUCAAGGAUUGUGUUCAAAAAAUGCGAGAACAUCUCGAGAUGGUGUUGCCGGGGAAAGCCGAAGAAAUUGAGGGAAAGCUAGCGAGUGAAGUUGAUCGACUCAACUCGUAUUCUGAGUGGAGAAAUGGAAAUACAGGAAAUUCAUCAGAAAACAAGCGAGAGAUCGAAAAACAGGAGAGAAGAUAUCAAAAAGAUAAACAUUUAAACUUU
Mesorhabditis belari is the source of this 3477-nucleotide messenger RNA. The record is from the annotation of a GenBank genome assembly. NCBI's taxonomy places the organism in Eukaryota, Metazoa, Nematoda, Chromadorea, Rhabditida, Rhabditidae.